Esox lucius (northern pike) is the source of this 1668-nucleotide messenger RNA. RefSeq lists its product as uncharacterized. Bases 319 to 933 code for a protein of 204 amino acids. Lineage: Eukaryota; Metazoa; Chordata; Actinopteri; Esociformes; Esocidae. Gene Ontology annotation, cellular component: NURF complex; MLL1 complex. The transcript is spliced from 6 exons. The record is from RefSeq and is a predicted model, not a curated record.
ACCAAUCAGCGAUAAGGAUUUAAUAGAGCACGUUAGGACUUCCGUUCCAUUGAUAUGGUUUAUUUUUGUGUUAUUUAUUUGUAGGUAAAUAAUACAGAUAUUUAUACAGUAAAUAUAAGAUCCUUGAUAAUAAAAUGUAACGGGUCCCUUGAAGCCAUUGGCGGGCUGCAAACACGAAUACAGCAAGAUUUUGUAGUACGCGGACAAAGGCUUCCUUUGUCGGUCUAGUGCAAAUAAGCUAGCUAGCUAACCUGAAGCUAAUAUAGCAAGCUAGCAUCCCUUAACAGAGUAUACAUAUAAUUAUUCCGCUCUUAAAAGAUGACUUCAGCCUCAACGAAGGUUGGGGAGAUCUUCUCAGCAGCAGGAGCUGCUUUUACGAAGCUGGGGGAGCUGACCAUGCAACUGCAUCCUGUGGCCGACUCCAGCCCUGCCGGAGCUAAGUGGACGGACACUGAGAUUGAGCAGCUGAGAUCGGCCGUGGUGAGGUUUGGUGAUGACCUGAACUCUCUCAGCUCUGUCAUCAAGGAGCGCACUGUGGCCCAGAUUAAAACUACGGUCAAGAGGAAGCUGUAUGACGAGAGUGGGAUGCCUAUCUCCACAGACUCCCCAAAGAAGACAAUUAAGAAGACUAGUGUCAACAUGGCUACCACGGCUACACCAACUGUCAUUGCCGUGCCAACCUCACAGGUUGUUGUAACAGCUGGUCUCCAGGGCAGUGUGACUGUGGCCCCUCCCACCAUGAAGAAACAGAAGACCUCAGCAGAUGUGACCUUGAGUGCUCUUAAUGACUCUGAUGUAAAUUCUGACCUGGUGGACAUAGAGGGACUGGGAGAGGGAUCCAACUCCAAGAAAAUCAAUUUUGAUCAGGAUAACCUGAACCUUGACUCCAGCCUCAUCAUGAACUCUAGUGACCUACCACUCCUCUCUCGUUGACCUCUUACCUUUGAACUUCAGUAGAUGUCAGCAUCUAAAACGGCACCCUAUUUCCUACAGUGCUCAGCUUUUGACUAGAUGGGGAUUAAGGGAGCUAUUGAAGACAGUCCAGGCAUCUCACCUGUGGACAACAGCUGUCUUCGGAUCGUCUUUGCAGUUCUUAAUUGGAAAUGGCAUCCUUAUCCCCAUUAACGGCUUCUGCUCAGGGCUAAGGAUGAAUAUGUUGAUGGAUGUAAAUUUAUCCUUUUUUUUUUGUUAUUACCCAAUUUAUCACCAUGCAAGAAGCUGCUGCAAGUCUAUGCAGCUAUAGUCAGGACUGUAGUUUAGAUUUUUCCACCAUCAUGGUGCCUACAUUAACUAUGAUAUGGAUACCCACAGUAUUUUUAUGAUUUUGAUGGCCCAUUAUAACUUUUGUAUAGUGAAUCAUGGAGUUACAAACCCAUGUGUUGGGGGUUAUUUAUUAAACCCACUGGAAAAUACUGAAAUAAAGUUAGAGCACUCAGUUGUGUCAAAGCAUAGGAAUUGAUUAUGAAUCUAGUUUAAUGUACAGCAUUUUCCUUUCUGAAUACAAUAAGGUGGCAAUGUAUUUUUUUUUUUAACAAGACCCACCCACCUAUCUUUCUUGGUAAUGCCUGUUACCAACAUUGGGUUAGGAAGAAGCCUGCUUUCUGAUGACUGGGAUGAUCAAUUAAGUGAUUGGCUGAAUUAUGAAUAAAAUACUUUUUAAUAAAACAA